This is a messenger RNA of Pyrgilauda ruficollis (rufous-necked snowfinch), 8618 nucleotides long. RefSeq names its product collagen type VII alpha 1 chain (gene COL7A1). Gene Ontology annotation, molecular function: serine-type endopeptidase inhibitor activity; protein binding. The transcript is spliced from 107 exons. Lineage: Eukaryota; Metazoa; Chordata; Aves; Passeriformes; Passeridae. The record is from RefSeq and is a predicted model, not a curated record. The coding region runs from base 1 to 8397 and encodes 2798 amino acids.
AUGAGUGGCCAACUCCUGCUCCUGGCUGUGCUCCCGGCGCUCCUGCGUCCUCCAGCUGCCAUGGCACAGAAGAGGAGCCAAGCAGUGUGUGAGGAUGUGCUGGAGGCUGACAUCGCCUUCCUGGUGGAUGGCUCAUCCAGCAUUGGAAGGAACAACUUCCGUGCUGUCCGCACCUUCAUGGAGGAGUUGGUGGGGCCCUUUGUGCAGGUGGUGGGUGAGAAGGCAGUGCGCUUUGCCAUGGCACAGUACAGUGAUGACCCACGGGUGGAGUUCUCAUUCUCCCAGCACACUGAUGGCACAAGUGUCCGGAGGGCCAUCCAGCAGCUGAGCUACAAGGGUGGCAAUACACGGACAGGCGCUGGCCUCCGCUACAUUGCUGACAACUUCUUUGGCCCCACGCAGCGCCGGCCUGGGGUCCCCCAGAUCUGCAUUCUCAUCACGGAUGGCAAGUCCCAGGACGAUGCCGAGGGGCCGGCAGCGAAGUUGAAGAGCCAGGGCAUCAAGGUCUUUGCCGUGGGUAUUAAGAAUGCUGAUCGCAAGGAGCUGAUCCGUGUGGCCUCAAUGCCUACUGAGGCCUUCUUCUUCUACAUCGGCGAUUUCAAGCUGCUGGACACGCUGGUGCCACUGAUGACACGAAGGGUGUGCACGACUGUUGGGGGCACCCUGCGCCUGCUGGAUGGGCCAAGCCACGCUGGCCCCUCCAACCUGGAGAUCCCGGAGCAGGGCCUCGACAGUCUGCAGGUCCGCUGGAGAGCAGCCAGUGGUCCCAUCACUGGCUACCGGGUGCAGUACGUGCCACUGACAGGGCUAGGGCAGCCCAUCAUGGCAGAGAGGCAGGAGGUGAGCGUGGGGCCACGGGAGACAAACACCGUGCUACGGGGACUGCGUGUUGGGACAGAGUACCUGGUCACUGUCACUGCCCAGUAUGCCAACAGCAUCGGCGAGUCGGUGUCUGGCCGAGCACGAACCCGACACCUGGUGGGCGUGCAGCACUUGACUGUCCACAACGUCUCAGCACAGAGCAUGCUGCUGGCCUGGCAGUCUGUCAGGGGCGCGAGCGGCUACCGGCUCUCCUGGGCAACCCGCACUGGGCAGGACAGGCGCAGGGUGGACCUGGAUGCCGGGCAGGUGUCACAUGCAUUGGUGGGGCUGCAGCCCAACACUGACUAUGUGGUGACAGUGGCCCCACUGUUCGGGCAGCUGGAGGGGCCCACAGCCACUGUGCGGCAGAGGACAGAGGCAGGUACAGACCAGAUGCUGCAGACCAACAUCCUGGGCCCCACAUCCAUCCAAGUGCUCUGGACCAGUGCCCGUGAUGCUCGUGGCUACCGUCUGGAGUGGAAGAGAGCCACAGGACCAGAGCCCCCCAGAACAGUGUCUCUCCCCAGCAGCACCAAUACUUACCAGCUGACGGGGCUGAAGCCAGGCACCGAGUACCGCAUCACCCUCUACACGCUCUAUGAUGGUGGGGAGGUGGCCACCCCUGUCACCACCUUUCAGACAGGCGUGGAGGCACCCGUGGGUGCUGUGUCAGACCUGCGUCUCGUUGAGGAAUCGGGCAGGUGGGUACGGCUGAGCUGGACCGGUGUCCCCGGUGCCACCGAGUACAAAGUGGUGGUGCGCAACAACCAGGAUGGCACGGAGAGGACGAGGCGCAUCCCAGGCAGCCAGACGGGGCUGGAGCUUGGUGACCUCCGGGAGGGCAUCACCUACCUGGUGCGUGUCUCAGCACUAGCGGGCAGCCAGGAGGGCAGUGCUGCCACACUUACCGUCCGCCUCAAGUAUCCAGAGGUGGGCAGCAUUUCGGAUCUGCGGGUGAUGGAGGCCGGUCCCAGCCAGCUGCGGGUCACCUGGAGAGGGCUCCCAGGUGCCGGGGGCUACCUGCUGACGUGGCAAGGCAGUGACGGUCUGAAGAAAUCCCGCUUCCUCCCUGCUGACCCCACCACCUUCACCAUUGAUGGGCUGCACGCCAACAUUGUCUACACCGUCGGUGUCUCAGCCAUUGUGGAUGGCCGUGAGGGCAGCCCUGUCACUGCCACGGGACGGAUAGUGCCGGAGCAGGUGGGGAAGGUGACCCAGCUGGAGGUGCAGGCAUCCAGGAGCAAUGUUGCCCGUGUCACUUGGGUCGGUGUGCCGGGAGCCACUGCCUACCGUGUGGUGUGGAGCCGCAGGGACGGGGGGUCGGAGAAUAGCCGGCGAGUUCCUGGCCACACCAACUCCUUUGACAUCCCCAACCUGGAGGGAGGCGUCUCCUACACUGUGAAGGUGACGGCACUCAUUGGCAACCGGGAAGGCAACCCCGUCUCCGUUGUGGUCACCACCCCGGAGGCAGUCCCCCUACGCCCCGUCAGCGGCCUCCAGGUGACGGAGGCCUCGGAGCACCGCCUGCGCCUGGCCUGGCUGCCAGUGGCUGGCAGCACUGGGUACCGUCUGUUCUGGCGCCUGGCUGAAGGGGGGCCCCAGCAUAGCCAGCAGCUCCCAGCCACCUCCAGCUCUUAUGCCCUGGCGGGACUGGAACCGGGCCGGCACUACCAUAUCAGCAUCACCAGCCUGGCUGGCAGCCGGGAGAGCGAGCCAGCCACCAUCACUGCCAUCACCACUGCCUCAAGCCACAUCACCAGCCUGCGGGUGACAGAGGUGCAGAGGGAUUCGGUGACUCUCACCUGGACCCCAAUCCCCGGUGCGUCUGGCUAUGUCCUCUCCUGGAGUCCUCCUGCAGCUGGUGGGGAGAAGGGGCGGACGCUGCCCAGCACUGCCAGCUCCCAGCAGGUCUCUGGGCUGCGCCUGGGCCAGCGCUACACCUUCACCCUCCGGCCGCUCCUGGGGAGCACACCCGGUGCCGAGGCGUCCGUCACUGAACGCACAGUCUGCAGGGAUGCCCUCGGUGACGUGGUCUUUCUAGUACACGGCACCCGCAACAGCUCCUCUGGUGCCAACGCUGUCCGCACGCUGCUCUCCAACACCGUGUCUGCCCUGGGCCGCCUGGGCCCCGAGGGCACACAGGUGGCCCUGGCCACAUACAGCUACCGCAGCCUACCCUGGCUGCUGCUCAACCGCUCCGGUGACCUGCCCACCGUGCUGGAGCAGAUCCGUGCCAUGCGCUAUGAGGAGCCCAGCGGCAAUGCCAUCGGGGCAGCCAUCUCCUUUGCCAGGACCUACCUGCUGAGUCCUGGUGCAGGGCGCCGUCCCGGGGUGCCAGCAGUGCUGGUGGUUUUGGCUGACAGCCCCUCUGGGGAUGAUGCCAUCACCGUGGCCAGGGAUGUCAAGGCUGGGGGGGUCCAGGUACUGGCAGUUGGCCUGGAGGGGGCAGACCGGGAGCAGCUCCGGCGCAUGGUCACCAGUGAGGACCCACGGUACAUCUACCAUGGCAGCGACCUGGCAGAGCUGGAGGGAGAGCUCACUGAUGACCUCUGCACCAUCAUCUCCACCAGGGGCGAGAAGGGAGACCGCGGUGAGGCAGGUCGCCACGGGCUUCCUGGCUCUCCAGGACCACCAGGGCCACAGGGUCCCCCAGGAGAGAGUGCCGAGGGUCUGGGCAAGAAGGGGGACAGGGGCAUCCAGGGCAUCCCUGGCCCUCGAGGGGAUCCUGGGACACGUGGGCCCAUGGGACUUACUGGCCCAAAGGGGGAGAAAGGUGAACCGGGAGAGCCCAGGGUGAUCACGGAUGGAGAACAGGGGCUGCCAGGCCCGAGAGGGGAGCCGGGUGUGCCGGGCAGCCCCGGCUCACCUGGGAUCCCUGGCCCACGGGGGCCUCUUGGUGAUCCGGGCCCUCCUGGUCCACUCGGACCCAUGGGGCUACCAGGACCUCCAGGAGAGUUUGUGAAGGGAGAAAAGGGUGACCGAGGAGAAAGGGGCCCCCCUGGAUUCGUAGAUGGGGCAGUACCUCGAGGGGACCCUGGACCCCCAGGCCUCCCUGGGGACCCUGGGCCUCGGGGACCUGCUGGGCCCCCUGGCCUGAAGGGAGAGAAGGGUGAUGGUGCAGAAGGUUUUCCAGGCUCACCUGGCCGCCCCGGGGACCCAGGAGACAGGGGUCCUCGGGGACCGCCGGGGGAGCAGGGCAGGAAGGGAGACCGUGGGGCACCGGGCGAGCUGGGAGAGACGGGUGAGAAGGGAGACCGUGGUGUGCCAGGCCCAGAGGGUGAGAAGGGUGAGAUGGGAGCCCCAGGGCACCCGGGGCCGUCAGGCAGAGAGGGAGCUCCAGGACCGACUGGCCCCCGGGGGGAGAAGGGUGAAAGAGGUUUCCCCGGACCAGAAGGACCUCCUGGCCCCAAGGGUGACACAGGCGAUAAAGGUGCCCGUGGUCCCCCUGGCCUGAGCAUCCCAGGGCCAGCUGGCCCCAAAGGCGAGCAGGGCGAUCGGGGCAUCGUUGGCCUCACAGGCAGGAGUGGCCCAAAGGGUGACCCAGGAGAGCCAGGGGAGAAGGGGGAGCCGGGCCGAGCAGGCACCCCUGGGCAGAUCGGGCUGCGAGGCAAGGAGGGAGAGCGAGGAGAGAAAGGUGACGAAGGCACACCGGGUGAAGCGGGUCUGCCUGGCAAGCCUGGAGACAGGGGUCCCCGGGGCCUUCCUGGCUACCGUGGCCCCCCCGGGGAGAAGGGUGACCUGGGGGACCCAGGACCUGAAGGCAGGAACGGCAGCCCUGGAGCACCAGGGAGCAAGGGUGACCGUGGAGACCCGGGGCCCCCCGGACCCCCAGGACGAGCUGUCGAUGCUGGGCUCGGAGGAGUGGGGGCAAAGGGUGAGAAGGGGGACCCUGGGGACCCGGGUGAGGACGGCGCCAAGGGUGCCCGGGGUGAUGCUGGCUCCCCUGGAGUGCCUGGAGAGAGGGGUGUGGAGGGCCCCCGUGGCCCCCCUGGCACACGGGGUGACCCUGGGGACCGAGGCCUGCCAGGAGAGAAGGGGGACCGAGGCCCGCCAGGGCUGGAUGGCCGCAACGGGCUGGAAGGCAAACCUGGGCCCCCAGGGUCCGCUGGGCUGCGGGGGGACCCGGGAAAGCAGGGAGAUCCUGGCCGGGAUGGGCUGCCUGGGCUGCGUGGGGAGCAGGGACCACCUGGCCCCGUGGGUCCCCUGGGACCACCUGGCGUGCCUGGCAAACCCGGUGAGGAUGGCAAACCUGGCCUGAAUGGCAAGAAUGGAGAAGAUGGGACACCAGGAGAGGAUGGGAGAAAGGGAGACAAAGGUGAUGCAGGACUACCUGGGAGAGAGGGCCGCAGCGGUGCCAAGGGCGAGCAGGGGGACAGAGGUGUGCCAGGCCCCCUCGGCCCCCCUGGCCUCCCCGGUGUCCCAGGGCAGGUUGGCCCCCCAGGCCAGGGCUCCCCAGGCCUCCGUGGGGUGGCUGGACCAAAGGGGGACCCAGGGGAGCCUGGACUGCGAGGGGAGCCGGGGCGACCUGGCAACCCUGGAGCACGUGGAGACCCUGGGACUACAGUGAACAUUGAACGUAGCCUGGAAGCACUUGGCAUCAAGGUUUCAUCCCUGAAGGAGCUCACGGGUGCCUAUGACGGGAGCUCAGACUCGUUUCCACCGGUGGUCGAGCGGCUGCGGGGCCAGAAGGGCAGUCGGGGGGAUCCAGGAGAAAGGGGGCCCCCAGGCCGAGAGGGCUCCUUAGGCUUCCCUGGCGAGCGAGGACCCAAAGGUGACAAGGGAGACCCAGGUACCCCCGGCCCCCAGGGCCCCAUGGGCCGGGCCGUGGGUGAGCGGGGUCCCGAGGGCCCGCCUGGGCAGCCAGGGGAGCCUGGCAAGCCAGGCAUUCCUGGGGUGCCGGGCCGGGCUGGGGAGCUGGGGGAAUCCGGGAGGUCCGGCGAGAAGGGCGACCGAGGCGAGAAGGGUGACCGAGGAGAGCAGGGAAGGGAUGGCUUGCCUGGACCCCCAGGGCCCCCAGGGCCCAAGGUGGACGUGGUGGAGGGCAGCCUGAUGGGCCUCCCAGGUGAACGCGGCCCCCUCGGACCCAAAGGAGCCAAGGGUGAGCCCGGAGCUGAUGGCGAGCGGGGACCCAAAGGAGACAAGGGUGAAGGUGGCUUGAGGGGUGACCGAGGGGAGCCUGGCGAGAAGGGCAGGGACGGCAGCCCCGGUCUCCCGGGUGAGAGAGGGCUGGCAGGCCCUGAGGGGAAGCCGGGCUUGCCAGGCUUUCCUGGCGUGCUGGGACGCCCGGGCAAUCAGGGAGACCCAGGACCCCCAGGACCUCCGGGCAGCGCUGGCCCACCAGGGACCCAGGGCCCAGCUGGUGCCAAGGGCUUGCCUGGCCCCCAGGGCAACAUGGGCCUGCCAGGACCCCUUGGUCCCCCGGGCCCAGGGGGCCCGCCGGGUGUCCCUGGGCUGCCAGGACAAGUGGGGGAGAGCGGGAAGCCAGGCGUGCCAGGCAGGGACGGUGUGCCAGGGAAGGACGGCGAGGCAGGAAUGCCUGGGAAGAUGGGCUUACCGGGACCUUCGGGGCCUGCUGGUCCCAAGGGAGAGCCAGGGGAUGCUGGAGCCCCAGGGCAGGCCAUCACCGGCCCCCCUGGAGCCAAGGGAGAGAAGGGUGAGCCGGCGCUGCUGGAGGGUGUGCUGCUGGGAGAGCCCGGCUCCAAGGGUGACCGAGGCUUGCCAGGCCCCAAGGGUGAGAAGGGGGAGCCAGGAAAGCUUGGAGAGCCAGGAGAUCCUGGGGAAGAUGUGAGUAGAAGGCAUAUUGGGGUGGUGGGUGGAUACUGGGGACAGUGGAUGCUGGUGGGGGCUGGGAUCUGUGCCCCUGCCACCUACUGCCCAGGUCUUCCUGGGGGCUUGGUGUCUUCACAGGGAGCCAAGGGAUCCUCUGGAGCCAAAGGGGAGAAGGGAUCGCUGGGCGUCGGUGCACGGGGACCACCAGGACAGGACGGGCCUCCAGGUUUGAAGGGCAUACAAGGGGCCCCUGGCCUGAAGGGUGACAAGGGUACUCCAGGGGCUGGGCUGCCAGGAGCCAGAGGUGAACGUGGUGACCCAGGACCACGGGGUGAGGAUGGGCGCCCAGGGCCAGAAGGGGAUCGUGGGCCAGCAGGCUUGCCUGGCAACCGCGGGGAGCGUGGGGACAAGGGAGACCUUGGGGCCCCAGGACCCAAAGGAGACAAGGGCGAUACUGUGGUGGUGGAGGGGCCGCCUGGAGCACGGGGCAGCAAGGGGGAGCCGGGAGAGCGUGGCCUGAAGGGCACAGAAGGGGACAAGGGGGACAAGGGGGAGCAAGGCAUGCUUGGAGAGAAGGGCACGAGGGGUGAACAAGGAGAGAAAGGCUCCAUGGGUUUCCCUGGGGCACGUGGCCCUAGCGGGCAGAAGGGAGAGGUUGGAGUGCCAGGAGAGCCUGGAGAGCCGGGCCAGCCUGGCCGUGAUGGCAUCCCCGGGGCCCGGGGGGAGAAGGGGGACAUGGGACCCCUGGGCAUGCGUGGCCUCAAGGGUGAGCGGGGCAUGAAAGGUGCCUGUGGCCUCAAUGGGGACAAGGGCGAGAAGGGAGAGCCGGGGAUCCCGGGGCGCUCAGGACUGUCAGGGAGGAAAGGAGAGCCGGGAGAGCUGGGUCUGUCAGGACCACCGGGCAUUCCUGGAAAGGAAGGGCUCAUGGGACCCAAGGGUGACCGGGGAUUUGAUGGGCAGCAGGGAGCCAAAGGAGACCAGGGGGAGAAAGGAGACCGGGGUGCCCCGGGUGUUAUGGGUGGCCCUGGUCCCCGAGGCAGUGACGGUGCUCCUGGCCCCCCUGGGCCCUCAGGGAGCGUUGGCCCACGAGGUCCAGAGGGCAUGCAGGGCCAGAAGGGGGAGAGAGGCCCCCCUGGGCAGUCAGUGCAGGGUGCACGUGGCAUGCCAGGCAUCCCUGGUGAGAGAGGAGAGCAGGGCAGUCCUGGCCCCCACGGGCUCCGUGGGGAGAAGGGGGAGCCAGGAAUGACGGAGGAGGAGAUCCGUGCCUUCGUCAGGCAGGAGAUGAGCCAGCACUGUGCCUGUGGUGGCCACUUUCCACGGCAUCAGGAUUCACGGUCCUCCUCCACUCAGCCGUUCCUUGCUGGCAGCGCUCACAUAGUUCCUGUGCUCAAGUUAUCACACACAGAGGAGGAUGAGGGGCAGGACAGGCAGAUCAUGCUCGACAAUGACGACCUCGUGUAUGACAGCAUGGAUGGGGAGGAGGAGGACUACGAUGAGGUCCCGGAGGUGGACAGCUUGGAGCAGCCCACAGUGGAUGCUGAGCCCUGCCGGCUGCCGCUGGACGAGGGGCACUGCCAGCACUACACCCUGCGCUGGUACUACAACCAAAGAGUCACCGAGUGCCGGCCCUUCGUCUACAGCGGCUGCCGGGGCAACCCCAACCGCUUCGACAGCAAGGAGGAGUGCGAGCUGCGCUGCGGGCAGCGCCCAGCGCCAGAUUCCCGUGGCAGUGCCGGCAGCAAGGUGGGAGGGCAGCCAAAGGUGUAGAUGCAGGCAGUGUCUCGGCAGGCUGGGCUGCCUGGAACUGGGGCCCAGUGCUGCCCUGGCCGGGGCUGGGCUGCCCGUGCUGGCAGCAGCCUGGACCCACCAGCCCCAGCAGGAACCUGGUGCUAUUUCUAAACUGUCUUUAUGCUGCUCAUGGGUUUUUCAUUUCAUAUCAGUUUAUUGUCAUUAAGGUGAAAUUUAUGUCAAAUGGGAAACUGCCUCCC